Messenger RNA from Ornithodoros turicata, 2307 nucleotides. It is a transcript of the gene ICA69, whose product is annotated as islet cell autoantigen 1-like. The transcript is spliced from 9 exons. Gene Ontology annotation, molecular function: protein domain specific binding. The coding region runs from base 346 to 2130 and encodes 594 amino acids. The record is from RefSeq and is a predicted model, not a curated record. Gene Ontology annotation, biological process: regulation of transport. Gene Ontology annotation, cellular component: Golgi apparatus. Lineage: Eukaryota; Metazoa; Arthropoda; Arachnida; Ixodida; Argasidae.
GUAGUAGGUUACGUUGCAUGUCGCUUGUUUGGAACAGGUGUGCUACUUGGUGUUCUGAUCAGUAGAAUUUGGUCCUACAUUUGUGCUCUAGUAACGAAGCCCUGUCUUUGAUGCGCCAUACGGUAGACUGUGUAGACUCGGUGUUAUAGGGAUGCGAGCGUCGAGUCUGAUGUGUCCUGUAUAUACAAUUUGUAUACAGUCAGUAAAGUUUGACACCGUAGACAGCUUUCGAAAACGCACACGCCCUUCUUGACAUUCUGCUCAAAGGCAGCGCUCCAAUUAUGUGAUAUUAGGAGAAACACACGACCCACUGCAUACUAUGGGCAGUCUUCGACCGUGUCACGUAUGCAGCAGCAUUACUGGACCACCAAGCAGGCAUUCCUCCGGAAAUUUGGCCGCAAGGAAGAUGACUGUAUUAUUGCCAGUGACGCAGAGCUGGAUGCUAAGCUGGAGCUCUUUGGUGCCAUUCAGGACUCCUGCACCAACUUGCUGAGGGUGCUAGAGAACUACCAAGAUAGAAUUUUGGCGUUGAGCCAAGAAGAAAAUGCACUGGGACGAUUUCUCAAGGAAUGCGGAAAGCAAGACAAGACGCGUGCUGGGAAGAUGAUGGGAGCAACUGGAAAGAGCAUGAGUUACUCUGCCCAGCAGAGGUUAACCUUGCGUGUGCCCCUUGUACGGCUAUAUCAAGAAGUGGAAACCUACCAGUUCCGUGCCAUAGCCGACACUUUAGCUACUGUGGAAAAGAUGGAGCGGGCACGCACUGACUAUCGUGGUGCUUUGCUUUGGAUGAAAGACAUCUCGCAGCAGUUGGAUCCAGAUACAUACAAACAGCUAGAAAAGUUCAGGAAGGUCCAGGGGCACGUGAAACGGACAAAGAUGAAGUUUGAAAAGCUAAAGUUGGACACACUACAGAAGGUGGACCUGCUUGCAGCAUCUCGUUGCAACAUGUUCUCUCAUGUCCUCGCCGCCUAUCAGAAUGCUCUGUUGGCAUUUUGGGAGAAAACAUCUUCCACCAUGACGAAUGUUGCAGAAAGCUUCAAGGGCUAUCAGCAUUAUGACUUUAUCGUAGUGAAGGAACUACAGGAACCCAGCAGAAAGCUUGCAGAAGAAAUGGGGAACGGUGAAGACAAACCUAGCAAAGAAGAUGGUGACAAAGACAGGAUGCUCUUCUUUGACUCUGAAUAUCGUGAUGAUGAUAGCAAGAGAGACCCCAAGGCUCGUGACAAAAAGAAAAAACGAAAAGAGAAACAGCAGAGACGCAGCAAUGACAGUUGCACUGGCAGCAAAGGAGCCACAGCUGACAUUCAGAAACCUGACAACAGGUCGCAGGGAAGCGUGGAUGACGUGCCACUUCUCAAUUUGGAUGAACCUUCGGAAGGUCAUGCAGCACCACCACCUCAGGCUUCAGCUGGCAGUGCCCUUCCGUUACCACCCACCCCGGAUACUAGUAAGACCCAAUAUGAGAGCAGCAGAAAGGAAGGAGAUGAGAGCAGCCAAAAUUGUGCAGGGAAGCCCGACCUGCUAACCCACAACCCUGAAGUGAGUGACAUGGAAAAAGAUGACAUGACACUGCUCACAGAGAUCCUAAACUCGACGGAGGCCACCUUCGUAUCGGCAGUCCCACCUCCAUCUGAGGGGAGCUUUACGCAGCAGUGGCAGUCGGCGUUUGGAGAUUUGACCCCAAGUCCGCAGAAAACUGCAACCUUUGCCAGCCUGCCUCGCUCGGAGGAGCCCCCACCAACUCCGUUGUCCGAAGGGUCUACCCAGUUCCUUCCCUCGCACUUGCUGGAUCUGGAGUGUGGCCUCGCUGGACUUCAGUUAGAUGGGCAAUGUAGGUCCUUCUAUACAUCAUCUCCCUGCCCACAGUCAGUGAAAGCACACAUGGACAUGGUGCUGCCACCCACUCCAGUGACAGAAUUGAUGAAGCCUGUCACUACAGCAGCUCUCACACCUCAGCAUCAUCGCCCGUCAUCGUUAGCAGCGACGCCUUCACCUUCAGUGCCAGUCCCGAGAAAGACACAGGAUAAGAAAGAUAUGUCAGCUUGGUUCAGCUUGUUUGCUGACCUGGACCCCUUGGCCAAUCCUGAUGCCAUUGGCAAAAAGUCCACUGAGGAAGACAGGAACUGUUAGGCUGAACGAAGAGGUUGGAGUUCUGCUGAAGCAAGAGGUACAAAAGGUUUAGGCAUUUGGGGCAAAACUGUGGCCCUUGUCAAAAUUUCCGAUGGUGUCUAUUAAAGCCAUUUUGAGCAAAUUGCCUAGCAUCUGUCAUCACAGCCCCUGGAAAAUACAUUGUGGUCUUGAAGUGAA